AUGGUAAAAGAAAAAUUAUUGUUUAUAAUCUUAGUUGGCGUUCCGAUGAGUUGGAUAAUUUUAAUAAGUAGCAAUAAUAAAAAUAUAAAAUUUCGGACUAGUUUUCAUAUUUAUUGCGAAAUAUUAUCUGGAUUCUCUUCAUCUAACUCACUGAUUUCUGGCAAGUGUUGUAUUUGUGAUAUUUGCGACUUAUGGAGGGCGCUCAACCAGUUUGUUAAUUGUGCUACUGAAGGUUUAAUAGUUUUAAGGAUCAUUUUCAUUUCAAUCUUUAAAUCGGGAACAAUUAGUAUAAAACUAAAAAAUUUACUUCGAAACGUCAUCGAUUCACAUUCAGCAGAAAUUCAAACGGCAAAAUUACAACGACCUCACCAGUAUGAUGAUGAAGUUCAAUACUUUGACCAAAUGCACCCUCAAGAAGCUCCACAAUGGUCAUAUAUCGAGCAAGAGGAUUUUAUAUAUGAUACGGAAAUCGAUAGUAGAAAUGGUUUCGACAAAGAUGAAGACUAUGGUAAAGAAACGGAAGAGGUGUUAAUCGAUAGUCAAAAAAGUGCAGCCGGUGAUGAUUUAGCUGAAUGAAGCGGGACUAUCGAUUACAUUUAUUUUAAAAUUUU
Rhizophagus irregularis DAOM 181602=DAOM 197198 is the source of this 611-nucleotide messenger RNA. The record is from RefSeq and is a predicted model, not a curated record. NCBI's taxonomy places the organism in Eukaryota, Fungi, Glomeromycota, Glomeromycetes, Glomerales, Glomeraceae.